Zonotrichia albicollis (white-throated sparrow) is the source of this 1082-nucleotide messenger RNA. The record is from RefSeq and is a predicted model, not a curated record. Lineage: Eukaryota; Metazoa; Chordata; Aves; Passeriformes; Passerellidae.
CUUCCAUAUUUCGGAGGAUCCCGAGCCGUGCCAGCCCCAGGAAAAUCAAGCCAUGGACCCGGGCGCCUGCAGCACCUCGGUGGCGGAUCCCGCCGGGGAGUGCGAGCGCGGCGUGCCCAGGGUCUGCGGGGUCUGCGGGGACAGAGCCACCGGCUUCCACUUCAACGCCAUGACCUGCGAGGGCUGCAAGGGCUUCUUCAGGAGGAGCAUGAAGAGGAAGGCCAUGUUCACCUGUCCCUUCAGCGGGGAGUGCCACAUCACCAAGGACAACCGGCGGCACUGCCAGGCCUGCCGGCUGAAACGCUGCCUGGACAUCGGCAUGAUGAAGGAGUUCAUCCUUACGGACGAGGAGGUGCAGAGGAAGAGGGAGAUGAUCCUGAAGAGGAAGGAGGAGGAAGCCCUGAGGGAAAGCCUCAAACCCAAACUCUCAGAGGAGCAACAGAAAGUCAUCGACAUCCUGCUCGAGGCCCAUCGCAAAACCUACGACCCCACCUAUGCUGACUUCACCAAAUUUCGGCCCCCCGUGAGGAGCCAACCCAGCAGCAGAGGGGCCACAAAAUCCUCGUCCCUGCUCACCCAGGACCUGUCCUCAGAGGAUUCCUCGGAUCUCUUCAGCUCCGAGGCCUUCAGCACAUUCCCAGACCCCACGGAGCCACCGCCAUUCCCCAGCCUGGCGCUGCAGGAGGAGCAGGAUGAGAGCUCCUCGGUGAACCUGGAGUUCUCCCAGCUCUCCAUGCUCCCACACCUGGCUGACCUGGUCAGCUACAGCAUCCAGAAGGUGAUCGGCUUUGCCAAGAUGAUCCCGGGAUUCAGGGAUCUGUCUGUGGAGGACCAGAUCGUGCUGCUCAAGUGCAGCGCCAUGGAGGUGAUCAUGCUGCGCUCCAACGAGUCCUUCACUCUCGAGGACAUGUCCUGGACCUGCGGCAGCAGCGACUUCAAGUACAGGGUCAGCGACGUCACCCAAGCCGGGCACAGCAUGGCCCUGCUGGAGCCGCUGGUGAAGUUCCAGGUGGGGCUGAAGAAGCUGAACCUGCACGAGGAGGAGCAUGUGCUGCUCAUGGCCAUCUGCAUCCUGUCCCCAG